Molecule: messenger RNA, 1033 nt
Organism: Pungitius pungitius (ninespine stickleback)
Lineage: Eukaryota; Metazoa; Chordata; Actinopteri; Perciformes; Gasterosteidae
Product: methyltransferase-like 26 B
Exons: 7
Coding region: 294-911 (205 amino acids)
Source: RefSeq, a predicted model, not a curated record
CGGCCUCGAUGUGAUACACCACCAUGCGAUGUGAUCCCACACGUUAUGACGAUGCUUAUCAUGGUGACUGGUUUUGCCAUCGAGAGAAUUAUUGAUCUCGGCCCCCCCUGUUUGUUUGUUAGUCAUCGAUGUGCUGCACAAGCCAGUGCUGAACACUGGGGAGGAGCACCGAGGGAAUCCUCUUAACCAGGUAAUCUAAGCACCCAUCUGCUGUUGCAGUCAUCCACCACCUCCAGCCUCCACCAACAUGUCAUUUACCAACUAGCCUCUGUGAACCAGCACAAGUUAAGACCAUGCUGCUGUCUCCGCGUGCAGAGAGGAACUGGGAGGAUCUGUGUUCAGUGCUGGAGGAAGUGCUGGAGGAUCAGUCCCCCAGGCAGCUGUUUGCCUUGGAGCUGGGCUCUGGAACUGGGCAGCAUGUCAUCCGCUUUGCACAGAAGAUGCCCUUUGUUACCUGGCAGCCGUCAGACAUCAAAGAAGAGUCUCGGGAGAGUAUUAUGGAAUACAUUGCUGCAACCCAUGUAAAGAAUGUGCUGCAGCCUGUCCACCUGGAUGCCAGCGCAGGGUGGGAGGAGUGGGCCGCCCUUUCCCGCAACUCCUGUGACAUUAUCAUUGCCAUCAAUUUACUGCAAUACAGCUCAUUUAAAACAGCACAGGGUGUUUUCAACGGAUCCGGUCAGCUCCUCGAACAAAACGGCCUUUUAAUAACAUAUGCGGUGUAUGCCAUCAAUGGCACCAUCACCCCCAGUUGUAAUGAACAUCUGGACGCGGAGCUUCGACAGAUGAAUCCGGAGUGGGGUCUCCCAGACGUGGAUGUGCUGAGGCAGCUGGCCUAUGGGAACGGGCUGCGUAUGGAGCGGAUGAUCGAGAUGGAAGAAUACUACAAAUGCCUCAUCUUCAGAAAACUUUGAAUAAACAAAUUAUUUUUGUUCAUUCAUUAACGUCAUGUCUUGGCCUUUAUGCCUCUUAUUAAAAUAUGAAUGAAUGGGAAAUUCAUGUCUGUCUUUUCCAAUCCAUAAAAAGCUUAUAGACA